CAACGUACCCCGACAGCGAUACCCAUAGCAAUUGAUUCACCAGACGUAGACGGGCAUCGCAUACAAUCAUGACCGCCUUUAUCGGCGUCUACAGGGCGCUCUACGACUACCCUCCCCAGACUGAGGAGGAACUUGCAAUCGCCGAGAAUGACACCCUUCUCCUCCUCGAGACCUCCGACGAUGAGUGGAUGAAAGUAAAGAAGAAGGUCGAUGGUGAGGAAGAAAACGAGGAGAUUGGUCUCGUUCCGUCCAAUUAUGUCGAGGAGGUCAUUCCGGAAGUCAAGGCAAGGACAUUGUACGACUACGAACGACAAACCGACGAAGAGCUCUCCUUCGCAGAAGACGCUAUCGUCGACGUCUACGAUAAGAAGGACCCAGACUGGUGGCUCGUCCGACUCGGCAGUGAAUACGGCUUCGCGCCAUCAAAUUACCUUGAAGAACAAGCUGACGGCGCAGUUGCCUCACCCCAGCAAAUCUACGUGCCACGGCAAACGUACGAGCCAGAGCCCGCGUAUGAGCCCGAACCUGAGGAAGAGCCAGAGCCGGAGCCGGAACCCGAACCAACAGCGCCCAGGAUGCCAGCGCGGGCAUUCGCUCCACCACCCCAACACGUCGACCGUGAAUCCUUCGCUCCCCGUGCUCCCUCCCCACCACGAGCCCCAUCCCCCCCUCCUCAACCCCCAGUCCUCGCCCUCCCCGCCGCCGGCCCAGCCUCUGUCCCCAAGGCCUCAGCGGCCCCCGCAGCAGCCCCCAUCGGCGGCUCCUUCCAAACCUUUCCCGUCCAAGAAGUCAUCGGCAAGAAAAAAAAGCGAAAGGGCACCCUCGGCAUCGGCAACGCCUCCAUCAUCUUUGGCGUCGACGACGCCAAAACCCCCGUUCGAACCUGGAACAUCACAUCCCUCCUCCGCUACUCCUCCGAGAAAAAGCACGUCUACAUCGAUGUCGUUUCGCCCCCCGAAACAGCCUCUUUCGACUUCCACGCCGGGUCCACUGCGGCUGCGGAGGAGAUUGUCGGGGCGCUCGGCGAUUUGGCGGGAGCUGCACGGGCACCGGGCUUGAGAGAGAUCGCGGAGGCGAUUGGGAGACCGAUGCCGUCUUUACCCGAGGGAAGUGGAUUAGCGCAGAAGAACCGUGAGUCGAUGUACGUCGAUACCCGCAAACGCUACGACUCCGAAGACUCGGACAACGAAUACUCCCCUCCCGCCCGAAAAGUAGAACCACCCUCCCUUUCCGCCUCAGCCGUCGCACAAGCCGCUUCCCGCGCCCCCCGUACGGUCGAGAAACUCGGAAUCGUACUCUAUGACUUUGAAGCCCAAGGUCAGGACGAGGUCUCGGUCCGUGCGGAUACAGAGGUGGUUAUCGUCGAUGACACCAAAUCCGAGGAUUGGUGGAUGAUCCGGGUUGGAAGGAAGGAGGGUGUCGUUCCUGCUUCGUAUGUCGAGCUUGUUAAGGAUGGUGGGCGGAAGAAGAAGGAAGAGAAGAGGGUUCGGAUGGCGGAUGAACCCACCUCCUCUACCCGCGACCGCCGCGUCGAGAGAUCUGAUAGCGGAAACACCAGCAGCAAGGGUAACGGAAAAGAGAAGGAGAAGGAACGCGCGAAGCCCAAUCCUGCGAAUAUGCGUACAUGGACGGACCGUACGGGUACAUUCAAGGUCGACGCAGAGUUCCUGGGCUGUGUGGAUGGCAAGAUCCACCUCUACAAGAUGAACGGUGUCAAAAUCGCCGUUCCAGUUGGUAAGAUGAGCGCGGAGGAUAUCGAGUACGUUGAGCGUACGACAGGCAAGAAUCUCUCCGCUGACAAGCCCGCCUCUGAGCCCGCCAAGAAGGUUUCCGUUCCUCCUGCGCAAGGAAGGCCAACCGGUAGUGACUACGACUGGUUCGAAUUCUUCCUUAACGCGGGUGUGGACCCAACCUCCUCCCAACGCUACGCCCAUAACUUCGAAAAAGACGGCAUGGACGAAUCUAUCCUCGAAGACGUCGGCCCGCAAACCCUCCGCACCCUUGGCCUGAAAGAAGGGGACAUCAUCCGCGUCAUGAAAUCCCUCGACAAGAAGUUCAGUAGAGGAAAACCUGCACGCUCCGUGUCGUUUGGUGGAGCGGAGUUUGUGGGGGCGGAGGAUACGAGUAAGGAUGAGGAUAUGGCGAGGCAGUUGCAGGCGCAGCUUGAUUCUGAAUCCUCGGGCUCUGGAAGUAGGGAUGGGAGUGGAUUGUUUUCGGGGCCUGGUGGGGGUUUGAGGAAUAAUACGAGAAGGGGAAGGCCGGAGGGGACGAAAUCUGCUCCGGAGACGGUUGAUCCGAAUGCGUUCAAGCCGUCGUCCUCGACUGCGACGGUCGAGGCUCCCAGAACUGUUGCGCCGCAGCAGACAGGUAACGCGGUGGGUGGGUUUGAGGAUGAUGCGUGGACCGUCAGACCUAAGCCCGCGGCUGCCGUUGCUCCCCAGGCUACGGGUCAGACUGUCGCUUCUGCCCCGCCAUUCCAGAUACCUGUGUCGAGCCCGCCGAUCGUGGGUGCGGCACAGGAUUUGUCGCUGUUGAGCCAGCCGCUCGUCCCUACUCCGCCGCCGGCACCUGCGCCUGCUGUUAUGGCUGCUCCUCCUGUUCAGCAGAUGCAGCAACAGCCAACGGGUAUGAUGCAACAGCAACCUACUGGUAUGAUGCACCAACCCAUCGCCCAGCCGCAGAUGACGGGUAUGGCACCCCAGUCUACCGGCAUGUCUCUGCCGCCUGUCUCUCAAAUCCCUCAGGCAUACCCACCCCGCGGUCGUCCGGUCGCUCCCCAGCCAACCGGACAGGGCAUGCUCCCUCCUCCACCACCCGUGUCUCGUCAAGUCCAGCAGCCCAUGAUGAGCGGAGGUCAGCCUACCCUGGCCGCGUUGAAUAUGCAGAUGCAGCAGACGCAUUUGUCGCCUCAGCCUACGCAGCCGAUGGGACAGGUGCAGCCCAUGCAUACGGGAUACAUGCCUCAACAGCAGAUGCCCGUUCAGCAACCUAUGCAAACUGGAUUCCAGCAGCCCCAACAACCGCAGCAGACUGGAUUUAUGCCUCAGCAGACCGGUUAUCAGCCCCAGCAGGUGAAUGGCAUGAUGCAGCAGCAGCAGCAACCGCAGAUGUCUGGGUACCAGCCUCAGCAGCAGCAGUUCGCGAACGGUGCCGGUAUGCAGCAAUUCCAGCCUCAGCAGCAGCAGCCCAUACAGACGGGCUACCAACAGCCAAUGCAGCAGCCGAUGCAGGCCCCCUCGCCUCUUCCAUCCCAGCCAACAGGUUUCAUGCCCCUUCAGCAACCCAUGCAAACAGGCUUCCAGCCUCAGCAGAAAAUGCGACCAAUGUCCACCGGACUCCCUCAGCCCCUCGUCCCAACGAUACCACAGAUGCCGAUGCAGACGAACCCAAUGGGAUACCAGCCUCAGCAGCAGCAGGUUCCCUUUAUGCCUUCGCAGGCAACUGGGUUCAUGCCUUUGCAGGUUCAGCCAACUGGGUAUCAGGGUGCGCAGCAGACUGGUUUCGGAGGACAGCAACAGCAGCAACCACAGCAGUUUAAGCCGGCGAGCUUCGGGCUUAAGCCGCAACCAACAGGAAGGAGGGCGAAUCUCUCCGCAGCGACACCGCAAAAUCCUUUCGGAUUCUAAGUAUAGGGAUGAAUGUGAUGAGAUAGUAAAGGGAUCUCAUGUGAUGAUCAUGAAAGAUUGUAUGUGGAG
Messenger RNA from Saitoella complicata NRRL Y-17804, 3695 nucleotides. RefSeq lists its product as uncharacterized. Gene Ontology annotation, biological process: regulation of actin filament polymerization; actin cortical patch assembly. NCBI's taxonomy places the organism in Eukaryota, Fungi, Ascomycota, Saitoellomycetes, Saitoellales, Saitoellaceae. Gene Ontology annotation, cellular component: nucleus. The transcript is spliced from 3 exons. The record is from RefSeq and is a predicted model, not a curated record. Gene Ontology annotation, molecular function: protein-macromolecule adaptor activity; cytoskeletal protein binding; ubiquitin binding. Bases 69 to 3626 code for a protein of 1185 amino acids.